Messenger RNA from Tilletiaria anomala UBC 951, 907 nucleotides. RefSeq lists its product as uncharacterized. Gene Ontology annotation, molecular function: NADH dehydrogenase activity. The transcript is spliced from 3 exons. NCBI's taxonomy places the organism in Eukaryota, Fungi, Basidiomycota, Exobasidiomycetes, Georgefischeriales, Tilletiariaceae. The record is from RefSeq and is a predicted model, not a curated record. The coding region runs from base 33 to 839 and encodes 268 amino acids.
CGCACCUCGCGCUGCCAGAUCACCUCAUCAAGAUGGCUGCACUCCGCACCUACUAUGCCUCCAUGGCACGCAACGCUCUCCGCAGCGCCUCGGUUCGCGGAGGCGCUGGCGUUGCAGCAGCGCGGCCAGCUCUGCUAACCGGCUCUGCUCGCGGCCUCAGCUCGUCCGCAAGCCGGCUAUCGGAUGCCCUCUUCGUGCACCGCGACACGGACUAUAACAACCCAGACCUGCCCUUCAAGUUCGAUGAGCAGAACAUGAAUUUCGCGAAGGAGAUCAUCAGCCACUACCCGCCUCAGUACAAGAAGGCGGCGGUCAUCCCGCUGUUGGACCUUGCUCAAAGGCAGAACUCGGGAUGGGUCUCGAUUUCUUGCAUGAACUACGUUGCCAAGCUGCUUGAGAUGCCGCCAAUGAGGGUAUACGAAGUUGCUACCUUUUACACGAUGUUCAACAGAGAGCCUGUCGGCAAGUACUUCUUGCAGCUGUGCACCACGACGCCAUGCAUGCUAGGCGGCGUUGGAUCCGCUGCCAUCCUUGAGGCCAUCACUAAUCAUCUCAAGAUUCAGCCGGGCCAAACGACGCCAGACAAUAUGUUCACCCUGGUCGAAGUGGAGUGCUUGGGUGCCUGCGCCAAUGCGCCAAUGGUGCAGAUCAACGAUGAUUUCUAUGAGGAUCUCACGCCCGAGUCGAUGGUUAAGAUCCUGGAUUCGCUCAAGGAAGGCAAGAAGGCCAAGCCUGGCCCACAGAGUGGGCGGCACUCGAGCGAGCCAAAGGAGGGACGGACAGCGCUGACCAGCGAACCGUACGGCCCCGGGAAGUUUUGCCGGGAAGAAUUUGCAUAGACAGGCAAUCCAUUUACAUUACGAUUCCCCAUUUACCCUUCCUUUAUCCUUGCCCUCCUCUCGAGCGU